GCGGAGCAGGCGGCCCCGGCCAGGUACCGGCCCCGGGGUCCCGCCCGUCCGCCGCAGCCCCGCCGCAGCCCCCGCCCCGGUGCGCAACAGGUGGCGGGGCCGGGAGCAGCGGGGCUCGCCGAACAAUGCAGCCCUCGGCGGCCUUACCCGGGCUGCGGGGCUGAGCCCCGUCCCGCCGCGGCUCCAUGGCCCCGCGCAGCCGGUGCUGACGGACGGCCGCCCCUCCAGGGCGAGAGGAGCCGAGGAGCCGAGCAGCGCCGCUCCCCCCUCCCCACCCCGCCGCCGGGCUCAGGGCCGCCGACCCCGCAGCGCUCCGCGAUGGACCCCUGCUCCUCGCUCUUCAGCUACGUGUUCAUGCACUUGUUCGUCCUCUGCUUGCAAGCCCAGGUAACUGUUCAGUCCCCACCUAAUUUUACACAGCAUGUGAGGGAGCAGAGCCUGGUGACAGAUCAGCUCAGCCGGCGGCUCGUGCGCACCUACCAGCUGUACAGCCGGACCAGCGGGAAGCACGUGCAGAUCUUGGACAACAAGAAAAUCAAUGCGAUGGCCGAGGACGGGGACGUGCACGCCAAGCUCAUCGUCGAGACCGACACCUUUGGGAGCCGUGUGCGCAUCAAAGGGGCAGCCACAGGGUUCUACAUCUGCAUGAACAAAAAGGGGAAGCUGAUUGGCAAGAGUAAUGGCAAAGGCAAGGACUGCGUCUUCACUGAGAUCGUGCUGGAGAACAACUACACGGCGCUGCAGAACGCCAAGUAUGAGGGCUGGUACAUGGCCUUCACCCGCAAGGGCCGCCCGCGCAAGGGCUCCAAGACCCGGCAGCACCAACGCGAGGUGCACUUCAUGAAGCGGCUCCCCAAGGGCCACCAGACCACCGAGCCCCACCGGCGCUUCGAGUUCCUCAACUACCCCUUCAACCGCAGGAGCAAAAGGACUCGAAACUCCAGCGCCAGGGUGCGCCCGUGAUGCGUGCCCCUCAGUGGACUGACGUAGAGACGUUGUGAUUAAAGGAAAAAGAAAACAGGGGAUGGGGGGAGGAUAAAAGAACUACGUGCUCUAGUUGUUGAUAAUUUGGGGGUUGUUCUGUUUUUACAAAAACAAAAAAAAAGAUAAAAAAAAAAAAAAGAAGAAGAAAGAGGCUCUAUUUUUGUACUCCAGCUUUACAAGAGAUGAAAUGUUCAAAGACUGGUGAAGGGGGGAAGAGCCCUUCGCUUAGAAAUGUUCUAGUGUUUGGGGUCGUGUUUUGGUUUGUACUUUUUAUUUCUUGUCGUAGCUCUAGGUGGGGGGGUGGAAAUCGUCAUUUAAAACA
Numida meleagris (helmeted guineafowl) is the source of this 1306-nucleotide messenger RNA. RefSeq names its product fibroblast growth factor 8 (gene FGF8). Lineage: Eukaryota; Metazoa; Chordata; Aves; Galliformes; Numididae. Gene Ontology annotation, cellular component: cytoplasm. The coding region runs from base 319 to 963 and encodes 214 amino acids. Gene Ontology annotation, biological process: positive regulation of cell population proliferation; positive regulation of protein phosphorylation; regulation of cell migration. The transcript is spliced from 6 exons. The record is from RefSeq and is a predicted model, not a curated record. Gene Ontology annotation, molecular function: type 2 fibroblast growth factor receptor binding; type 1 fibroblast growth factor receptor binding; growth factor activity.